Messenger RNA from Monascus purpureus, 570 nucleotides. NCBI's taxonomy places the organism in Eukaryota, Fungi, Ascomycota, Eurotiomycetes, Eurotiales, Aspergillaceae. The record is from the annotation of a GenBank genome assembly.
AUGAUUAUUUGCGCAUUUUUCAGGGUGGAAAGCAACCCCACGGAGUCUACCACGUUUGGGAACGGAGGUGAUGGUUGUUAUUACUCCGGGCGAUUUCUUGGUAUCCCCAGCGGUGGAAUCGUGGGCGUAUUCGGACUGGGCGAUGUUGGACGACUAGCCGUGCAGUUCGCCGCUGCCUUUAGACUCCGUGUUUUCGGCUUCGACAUCUCCCUGGCCGCUCUGGAAGAUGCAGAGAAGGUCGGUGCAGAGGAUACAGUGGAUAGCUCCAAUGCGGAUGCCAUGAAGCAGCUUGCCGACAAGGUUACCAACAGCGAAGGACUAGAGGGAGCUAUCGUCGCCUCAGGCGCGGGAGCUGCAUAUAAAGCUGCGAUUCGGCUAACAGGAUUUCAAGGCACCAUCGUCACCGUCGGCGUCCCUUACCAGCCGGUUGGCGUAGAGAUGGCCAGCCUCGUGAAGAGGCGCUUUAAACUGCAAGGCACACAAACGGGAAACCCUGUCGACAUUAGACAGAUGAUGAGACUCGUCGAGAAGUGUCACGUCAUGCCGGAAGUGGAACUUAGCUGGAUAUAG